UCAGUCCGCAAACCUUAUCGUGUUCCUCUUUAAUUGGGGAUUCCUCUUCCGGCAAACGAGUGCACGGGCGAUCUCCUCCCUCGCGCACGAAGCAAUCCGGUCCGACCAUGUCGCGCAAGGUCGUCGCUGUCGCCGCAGGAGAAGCCCACACUCUCGCUCUCACAGCGGAUGGGAUCGUGUUUUCAUGGGGACGGGGGACUUUUGGCCGGCUGGGCACCGGCAAGGACGUCGACGAGCUCUUUCCGGUUCCCAUCGCCUCCUGCGGUGCUUCGUCUCAGAGGAAGAAGGGAGGGCUCAAGGCGCCGCAGCCCAAUUUCGUAGGGAUCGCUGCUGGUGCUUACCACAGCCUUGCCUUGCGAGGUUCUCAUCGUUCAAUCUCUCUUCUCUUCUUUCAGUUCUGAUCAUCAUCAUCAUCAUCAUCAUCAU
Musa acuminata subsp. malaccensis (wild Malaysian banana) is the source of this 426-nucleotide messenger RNA. NCBI's taxonomy places the organism in Eukaryota, Viridiplantae, Streptophyta, Magnoliopsida, Zingiberales, Musaceae. The record is from RefSeq and is a predicted model, not a curated record.